CUCUCUCGACCUUGUAAGGCCGGCCGUGGGUUUUCUGGGCCUUGCUCUUUUUCAGAGACCAAGGGAGCUGUAGCUCUCUACUGAGGAAGCGGAACCGGGGGCGGGUGUGGCAGCAGGCCUCUCACCGCCUGAUGGUGUUCUCAGGGCUCAGACGGCCCUUCAUUUGGGGUGGCUGGGUGGCUGGGGGAAGUUAGUGAUGGGAUGUGUUUCCUGUGAGUGGCCUUGCAGACCAAACUAACUUGUAACUUUGACGAGGGAGGUGGCCAGCCUUGAGAGCACCAUUAGAUACGGGAGAGGGCCUUCUGGCGGUGAGGUGACCCAUGAGCUGUAUGUAUCUCCCUGAGAGGAUACAGUUGAAACAACAACAGGUGGGAAUAACCAUAGCCCUUUAGUGUUGUGUACAGGUCAAAUCCCGUUACAACCCAGGUCGGGGGUGGGAGGGAGGUCCCCACUCCUCAUCUCUCCUCAAGCUUUUUUCCUCCAAGUUAUUAAUGUGAAGUCUUCAGAUUAUAGACUGCUUUUGUCCUUUUGUUCUUAGGGGAGAAAAGCACAAGGCUCCAGUGUUCGAGGGGCAUUUCAGGUCCACUUGGGGUUGUAGUGGCCAUGGUAGCUGCCUGCCCCACUGGCCUGGCUGUGCCGGAGCCUCCCAGCACAGAGCCAGAUACAUUUGUCCUUACAGUCUGAAAGCCUGGCAGUGCUUUGGGGAAGGUGAGCACCAACUAGAACGCAGGUCCUGUUCAUGAGGACCUCAGGGGCCACUUGGGAGAGCACGUGGCUAAAGCUGGCGGCGUGAUGGGCAUGCCAGCCUCCCCUCAGACCAGUCCCUCCCCGCUCGGAACUGCCACAAAGGCCCCGAAGCGUUGCUGUCAUAGUUGCUUUUGUCCCUUUCACUGUAACGGGAUUUAACCUGUGACAUCUUUCACCAGAGACAGACACACACUGUCACACCGUCCAUUUGUAAUCCUGCACUUUGCACCCGGUGCACUCAGUCAGUGCUCUGUUAAAGAGACCAUUGGACACGUGGAAGCACACGCCUUUGCAGACAACUUCCUGAACACCGGUGUUCUGUUCACUUUGAUGUUGAGUCAGAUAGAACACGCACUUCCUGUUCCUACAAACCGAUCAGUGACGCGUCUGUGGUGUGUUACUCCCGUGCGUGGUGGGGAGAGCGGCUGCUUUGAGCCACGGGGGCUGGACGGUGCUGCAGUAGCUGGUGUUGCUUAACGUGGCAUUUUCCCCUGUCCACACCUUCCACCCUUGGUACAGGUAUUUUUGAUAAAGCUGUGGAAUGGAAAGGUAUGUUGUUCAUGGGGUGAGCCUUUUGCCUUAACUUAAGAAGAAAGAGAGAGAGAGAGAGAGAAAGAAAGAAAGAAAGAAAGAAAGAAAGGAAGGAAGGAAGAAUUCCCUCUAUGGGCUUCCUGUGUCUCUGGUUAUAGCCGACUUAGUGUAACUGUGAGAACAUUUUGAGGCACUGCCUGAGUAUAAAAUUGUGACAGGACCCUUACUAAAGAUAGCCUGCAGGGUGUUAAAGCACUUGUCUGGGGGUUGCUCUUGGGUGCAGCCCCGUGUUACGCAUGGUAGUUAGCAGGCCCUGUGGGGCCAGAAUCCUGUUCCCCAUCACUGGCCGCUCCCCUGAGGAGAGUGAUGUAACGCGUCCCUUUUAUGGAGCUGGAGACACCGAGCUCAGAGAAUUUGCAGCAGCCUCUCUCUUCCUACUGGAAAAAGCAAAUUCAGACAGUGCUCACGGUGGGCUGGGCCUGCAGGGUCCCCCCGGAGCGGCAAGCUGGCGGGUGUGUCCUUGUAAGAGGUCCUGUAAUAAAGAGGGAUCCGAACAAGCUCAGAGUGAAAGUGAAUUCCAAGGGGCCGAGGCUAUGGUUCUGGAGAGCGUUAUGUUUGCCAUUCUUGCGGAGAGAGCGCUCGGGCCGAAGCUCUACGGCAUCUUUCCCCAAGGCCGCCUGGAGGAAUUCAUCCCGAGCCGGCGACUAGAGACUGAAGAAUUGAGUGUGCCAGAUAUUUCUGCAGAAAUAGCUGAGAAAAUGGCCACAUUUCAUGGCAUGAAGAUGCCAUUCAAUAAGGAACCCAAGUGGCUUUUUGGAACAAUGGAAAAAUACCUGAACCAAGUGCUGAGGAUUCAGUUUACUGGUGAAUCCAAAGUGAAACAGCUUCACAAAUUCCUCAGUUACAAUCUGCCUUUGCAACUGGAAAGCCUGAGAUCGCUGCUGGAGUCAACUCCAUCCCCGGUUGUCUUCUGUCACAAUGACUGUCAAGAAGGUAACAUCUUAUUGCUGGAAGGCAGAGAGAACCUUGAAAACCGGAAACUGAUGCUCAUCGACUUUGAAUACAGCAGUUACAACUACAGGGGAUUCGACAUCGGCAAUCAUUUCUGCGAAUGGAUGUACGAUUACAACUAUGAAAAGUACCCCUUUUUCAGGGCAGACAUACAGAACUACCCCACCAGGAAGCAGCAGCUCCAUUUUAUUUCCAACUACUUGGCAGCAUUCCAAAAUGAAUUUGAAGAAAAGUCCAUUAUAGAAGAAGAAAUGCUGAUUGAAGUCAAUAGGUUCGCCCUCGCGUCCCACUUAUUCUGGGGACUGUGGUCCAUCGUGCAGGCCAAGAUCUCAUCCAUCGAAUUCGGGUACAUGGAGUAUGCCCAGGCGAGGUUCGAUGCCUAUUUUGAGCAGAAGAGGAAGCUUGGGGUGUGACCACGAGCGCUUCGGCCACUUCAUCCCUGGACCACGUGGGGGCGCUGAGCGGCGGGGCCUCUGCUCCGACUACUGUGCCCGCGGCCAGCAGGCUCGACGGCUCACUACUGAGCACAGAUGUGUAUGAUACGAGAGACUGUAUUAAAAUUGAGUAACGUUUCUUUCAUACCUUGUUUACGAUUUCACUAGGACUCUGACCCGAGACCGGGAAGCAGAAACAUAGCCAAUAGUGCAAUACCCGUGAACCCGCUCCUCCGAGGGCUGGUCCCGGCCUCCGGGCAGUCCUCGGCGUGCCGGGGAGCACCGUGCCCAAGGCCUGCGGUGACCGUGUGGCAGAGCCGGCCCGGCACGCGGCGAAUGUAGCCGUAGAUCUGAAAGAGGCCCACCUCCCUGCCCGGCCGCUCCCUCCUGACCAGGACUUAGUGACCCCAGUGGCCUCAGCCCGGACCUGCGGUACCGAGAGGGGCAUUGAGCCCUCCCCAUCUCUAGCCCUCAGUGUCCCCCGGGUCCCCAACUGGUCACUGGCCAGAAGCACGGCCUGGAUGGGGUAGGGCUUGCAGAGAGGACAGCUGUGAAUUCCAUGUCUAGUCGAUGUCUUUGGGAGAAAUUCCGUUUUGUUUUUUUACUCAACUCCUAGUUAAAUUUUUUUUGUGCAUAUAUUUCUGCCGUCACAGAUUGUACUAUACACACAAUAAACAAUUAAAACCUU
This is a messenger RNA of Erinaceus europaeus (western European hedgehog), 3411 nucleotides long. RefSeq names its product choline kinase alpha (gene CHKA). The transcript has 11 exons. The record is from RefSeq and is a predicted model, not a curated record. Gene Ontology annotation, biological process: CDP-choline pathway; phosphatidylethanolamine biosynthetic process. Lineage: Eukaryota; Metazoa; Chordata; Mammalia; Eulipotyphla; Erinaceidae. Bases 1575 to 2702 code for a protein of 375 amino acids. Gene Ontology annotation, molecular function: choline kinase activity; ethanolamine kinase activity. Gene Ontology annotation, cellular component: cytoplasm.